ACUCCGGUCCGCAAACCCACACGGGUUUCAAGUUUAGGAUUUGAUGUUGUUACUGCCCACAGACGUUCGCUGGGACAACUCGGAGAGGCCAUGUGCUUGUCCCCCUUAGGAAGUGGGAGAAAUCCCUGCAGCUCGGUUUUGUUCCAAUGGUCUGUUCAGUGAGUGAUUCCCGUUUCCCCAAAGGCUGCCCCUCAUUAGCAUGAACGGGGGUGGGGGUGUGGAGAAGGGGUGGGGGGAGAGAAAGAGCAAAAGCCCAGGCUCCGUUUUAGAGCCUGGGAACCGUGUCUACGAAAAUGACAGCUAGAGCUUUCUGGCUCCUCUGUUUGAUCGUUGGAUCAUCUCCCGAAGCCCCAGUGGCGGAGAGAAAAGCGUCGCCACCCCACAACAGGAAGCCCGACCCCGGCGGCGGCCCGAGUGCGGAGGGGACGCCGGGGCCCCGGGCUCCGCCGGUCCCUGAGGAGCCGCGGCGGCCGCGCGCGGCCGAGGCCUCUCCCCGCGCUUGGCCCGACCCGCGACGCCGGAAGCCCCCGCCGCCCGCCGAGAACCGGGCCGGCUUCCGGGAGGCCGCGCGCGAGCCCGCCGGCCCGCCGAGCCCCCGCCUCGCGCAGGCCGAGAACCGCGCCUCGCCGCGCCGCGUGCCCGCGCUGGAGGACUCCCCGCGGCGCUCACGCGCCCGGGCCCUGCGCUUCCCGGCCGCGCGGUCGCUCGCGCGCGCCGCCGAGGCUGCCGCCGGCCCCGCCCACCCCAACCGGCCGCGCGCCGCCGCGCCGCCCCCGGGGCCCGAGCCGGCGCCUGCACCGCCCCCGCGCCUCAGCCCGCCGCGGAGGGACGCGGAUCCCGGCGCCGAGCCCUGCGCGCGCGCCUGCAGGGUGGACCUGGACGAGCGCGAGUCCUACUGCGCGAGCGAAUUCGCGGUGAAUGGAAUCGUGCACGACGUGGACGUGCUCGGCACAGGGAUCCGGCUGGUGACUCUGCUGGUGGACCGGGAUGGGCUGUACAAGAUGAACCGCCUGUACAUCACUCCGGACGGGUUUUUCUUCCGAGUCCACAUACUAGUCCUAGACUCCUCCAGCUGCAAUAAGCCAUGCCCAGAGUUUAAACCUGGAAGCAGGUAUAUUGUGAUGGGCCACAUUUACCAUAAGAGACGCCAGCUCCCUACAGCUCUGCUCCAGGUCCUGAGAGGGCGGCUCCGUCCAGGAGAUGGAUUGCUCAGGAGUGGCAACAGCUACGUGAAGAGAUUUAACCGAAAAAGGAAUGGGCAAGUUCAAAGUGCCGUUCACACCCAGUGCGUUUGAAAUGUACUAUCCUCGCACUGCUGGAUUAUAAGAGACGUGUUGCAUUCAGCAACAAGACAGGAGCGGUCUGUCUUCACGGAAUGGGGAAUUCCUGUGGAGGAAGGCACACAGCUCCUUCUGGAACGGAUUGUGUAGUUCCAACUCUAAUCUCGAAGUCGCCCCUUUCUUACUUGCAAAAUCGCUCUUCAGUGGUAUGCUUCUGAGGUCCCUGGCAAAGUUACUGGAGUCUAGUGGCAUUUAUUCACACAGCUCAGAUAACUGACCUGUCCAGUUAGCAGAUCACUGCUUCAUGUGGUUUAUUUUUAAUUAUUUUAAUUUAAAUACAUUCUUCAGUAGAAAGAGUUCACAAAAAAGCAUUUCCUUGAUUUUAAAUAUACAACUUUGAAUAGGUUAUAUCACAUUAUCAAACCAAGUUUCAUACUAAAACCAUCACAUUUUAAAUUCUGUACAUAACAGCGCACUAGUCAAAAGACAUGUAUGAAAUGUCAUUUAGAUCAAAACACUAGGGUCAGAACUCAAGACAAGUAUUCAAGUUUUAUACUUAAAGAGUACUAACGGGCUUAAUUCAAGCAAAAUAUUAUUCAAACAAGUGUUCCUGAUGUACCAAAAUGUAAGAAAUAUUCUCUUCCCUCCCUGCUCCUAGAAACAAUUUGUGCCAAACUGGCAACUGUCCCAAUGCUAAACAUAUUCUGGGUGUAUCUGAUGUCAUUUUUCUAUUAAGACCGAGUAUCGUGUUUGUGUUUGUAAAGUAGUAAAUCUUGCCUUGAAAUCA
This is a messenger RNA of Mustela lutreola (European mink), 2067 nucleotides long. RefSeq names its product chromosome 15 C17orf58 homolog (gene C15H17orf58). The record is from RefSeq and is a predicted model, not a curated record. Gene Ontology annotation, molecular function: protein binding. The transcript is spliced from 4 exons. Bases 294 to 1295 code for a protein of 333 amino acids. Lineage: Eukaryota; Metazoa; Chordata; Mammalia; Carnivora; Mustelidae.